This is a messenger RNA of Colletotrichum truncatum, 2007 nucleotides long. RefSeq lists its product as uncharacterized. NCBI's taxonomy places the organism in Eukaryota, Fungi, Ascomycota, Sordariomycetes, Glomerellales, Glomerellaceae. The record is from RefSeq and is a predicted model, not a curated record. Gene Ontology annotation, cellular component: nucleus.
AUGUCUUCCAUGUCGAGAAGAUCGCCGGUGACGCCGCCGUAUGACGAUGAUGAUAACGAAAGCCAAAAAUGCCUACAGGGUUUGAAGACAACUCCGCCAUCAUCUUGUCUGCCAGUACCUACCAUGACUUUCUCACCGCCUGCAACUCCUCGCCACGUCCGACCGAAUAAAGUAUCUCUGAGGCUGAGAAGCAAUUCCGGCUUGACAUUACACACAAACGAAGAUGCCUUCCAUCGUUACACAGACUACAACCCGGACGGAUCCCCGAGGUCUCCUACCUUCGGUCCCGGCAUAUGGGCCAGCCUGGACAGCGUCUCGACAGGCUUACGUCGGAGUAUUGGACCACCAGUAAGGGAGGUGGAACACAUUGAGACCCUUCCGAUUCUAGACUUCUUGGGACAAGAAGUAUUUCAGAUGAUCCUGGGCAACGCGCAAACCUCGCAACGAUUUUUUCAGUUCGCCCAAACCCGGGGGUUUGGCUCCGAUGUCGAAUUUCUUCUCCGAGUUCAAGAAUAUUCCAGAUCGCUUACACAAUUUGGCAAGCAAGCCUCGUCAAUGCCGACGCCAACGAACCUCCCAUCGCCAGUAACGAAGUCUCUCAACGCCGAUAUGAAGCAACUAACCGGUUCCGUUCUUCCUGGGCUUGAGACACUUUUUGCGGAGUCAAAACGCUGUGUGGAAAAAAGAGUGACACGAUCAAUUUAUCCUGGUUUUGUGAAGCAUCAGCUGGCACUCUGCACGUCAGCUUCGUUGUCUGGUUCUCGCGGUCCAAAAUAUCCCGGCCUUGGUGAAUCUUUCUGCCUCACUGAUGCUCUCAGUUCCGAAAACCAUAUCAUCGCCGCCUCUGACGCCUUCUUUACGUUGACAGGAUACCUCAAGACCGAGGCUUUGUCGGGUAAUUGUAGGUUUCUGCAAGGCGCUCUCACUGAUAGAGACGCUAUUAAACGCAUUCGUGACGCUCUAUCGCGGGAAGAAGAAUCUAUCGAACUCAUACUCAACUAUCGCCACGAUGGGUCUCCUUUCUGGAACCUGCUCUUCACUUGCCCAUUGUCGGACGCUUCGGGUAAAGUCCGCUACUAUCUCGGUGGCCAAAUCGAUGUCUCUGAGAAUGUCGAAGCCUAUAAAGACCUCAUGCGGGUCUUGAACUUUGGUCCGGCUCUGGAUGAAGUAUCAAAGGACGAUGGUACGGGCCGGGAGUCACGAACCAGCCGGCGAAUGAGUCGGACCAGCAGCCGCGAGCGGAAAUCGGAGCGCAGAACCAGCCUUCGAAACCGGGAUAGCCUGCACAACAAAGGGCCGAAGAAGAGCCUCUUUCAGCCUUUCCGCAAGAAUACGACACACAACAACAGCAACAAUCAAGAAAACACGGCACCCUCGCAGGGCGUAGGGCUUGGCCUUGAGCAAUUGUUAGCUGUUGCAGGCACAGAGGAUUGUCUCCCGGUCGGUUCCCAGGUCCAGUCUGUUUACGAAGGCUACAGCCGCUUCGUAAUCCUGCAGAACACAGAUGGCCCUAUUGGUUUCCCACCAAGGACGUCGUCAUUGCCGGCCGAUCCAAGCAAACGGAAAGCGCCUCAGUUGAGCGUCGCUUUCUGUUCUACCGCAGCACUGGAAGUACUUGGUCUGGGGCUAGUCUCUGACAGCAUCAUGCACCGAGACGUGUUCACAGUUCUUUCAGAACUGGCUGACUCUCCGUCCAUCACGAAGAGCUUCAAGAACACUGUGCGCGAGCGGGUUCUUCGGGACGGCAAGGCGGCGACCUUGGAUGUGAUGCUCGGCGGCGGGUACUUGGCGCGAAAGGGCAGCCUUAUUGGUCUUGGUGGGAGAUCAUCCAAGGAAGACUCUGAGGGCCAUUCAAAGAAGCAUCACCGACCGACUAGCAGGACCGGAUUCGCCGGCUUUGUGAGCGAGUCAGGCAAGAUGGAGAAGCUUACUACUUACUGGACGCCGCUGAAGAACGCCGAGGACAAAGUUGAAUGGGUUGUGCUUAUCAUCACGCCGAUGAAAUGA